CAGCUCAGGAGACAGACUUGGACUGACUCUACACCCAGAUUCUCACAAGGGAAGGAGCUGGAAUAGCACAGACUUCAAGAUGACCUUUUCUUGUGAAUGAUAAGAUUAGGAUCCUGGAGAUUCAAAAUGACCUAAGGGCUUGCGUAGAACCCUUGACAGGCCUGUUGACCUUUUCCUUUCUCAAAACUAAAGAUUCAUCCUGUUCUGUGCUGAAGAUGUUUCCAGAACAACAAAAAGAGGAAUUUGUAAGUGUCUGGGUUCGAGAUCCUAGGAUUCAGAAGGAGGAUUUUUGGCAUUCUUAUAUUGACUAUGAGAUAUGCAUUCACACUAAUAGCAUGUGUUUUACCAUGAAAACAUCAUGUGUACGAAGAAGAUAUAGAGAAUUUGUGUGGCUGAGGCAGAGACUCCAAAGUAAUGCACUGCUGGUACAACUGCCAGAACUGCCAUCUAAAAACUUAUUUUUCAAUAUGAAUAAUCGCCAACAUGUAGAUCAACGUCGACAGGGUUUGGAAGAUUUCCUCAGAAAGGUCCUACAGAACGCACUUUUGCUCUCAGACAGCAGCCUUCACCUCUUCUUGCAGAGCCAUCUGAACUCAGAAGACAUAGAGGCGUGUGUUUCUGGGCAGACUAAGUACUCCGUAGAAGAAGCGAUUCACAAGUUUGCCUUGAUGAACAGACGUUUCCCCGAAGAAGAUGAAGAAGGAAAAAAGGAAAAUGAUAUAGAUUAUGAUUCAGAAAGUUCAUCCUCUGGGUUUGGACAUAGUAGUGAUGACAGCAGUUCACAUGGAUGUAAAAUGAGCACAGCUCCGCAAGAAUCCUGAAAAAUAAUUCUAAUGUUAACAUCUGAGGAACAGCAAAUGAUGUCCAGUCAUAGGGAAGAAAGCUUGCUAAUAAUAUAUUCUUACCUAAAGUUCACUGUCAUGAUGUUAGGUAUUUAAAUUCUUACGAGCCUCUGGGUUGUUUAUUAGUGGUAUUUUUCCAUUGUCUUAUUUUGGUUAAGCUUCUGUAAUAAGCUAAAAGCCUGUGAAUGCAAUACUUACCUCCCUAGGCAGACAUUACUGGUAAAACAAGAACCUAUUGUGAAUGAUUUAUAUGUGUAAAAUAUAGAGUUGGCUUAUUGAAUCUUAAAAGAUAGGUAAAUAGGUAGCAUUUAAAAUCCAGGUAGCGCAUUCCUUCUUGUAUCAAUGGAGCAGUGUUACUAUAAACACAGUGUGUUUGGUCUUCACCACUAUAAAGACCCACAGCAGCUUAGACCAACCUGUCUCUUUCAGACAUGCGGCUCCUGUUUUGUGGACACCUCCCCUGCACUGGAAACACUACUUUUUGGGUGUUUGAGAUAUUUUAGGAGCGUUUAACCUUUCCAGUAUUCUAUUUCACACUCAGAUGGAAUAUGUAUAUUAUCACUAGAGACAUGUUAAAAUAAUGCUUUCAUGUUAGAAAAACAGAACUACUACUAGUAAUCUUGCAAUGUAUCAAUUCAGACAUCCAUUUUCAUUGUCCAAAAGCAGCUUAAACACAUGGUUUCUAGAAAGAAAUCAUUUGUUGUCAUUAUCAUUGUAUAAUUACAAUUAUAGUUUAAUGAUUUAUUUUCUGACUAAAUGUGUCAUUCCUUAUCACUAGAUAACUUUCAUUGGUUGGUACUUGUUACUUUUCUUAAAGUUAGAAAUAGGAUCUUAUAAAAAUUAAUACAUUUAAUUUUACUAAUGAAUAGUCCCAUAAUGUAGAAAAAGGACAUCAACUUGCUGAUUUCAGAAUUAUUCAUUUUAAAUAUGCCAUUUCUUUUUAGGCAUCUCCCUGAGGAUGGGUAUAAUUUUACUAAAAUAUCUUUUUUUUUUUUUUUAGUGGCACAAAGAUAAAAAUGUCUAAAACUACUUUGCACAUCAAAUUUCAGAUGAGACAGCAUUUUCUUGAGAUAAUUGUCCAAGUUUCUUUCUUGUUAAAUGGUACAGAAUAUCUCUGACACAGGAGGAUAUUUUCACAUAACUGGGAAAACUUGUUGCUUUAAUUAAAUGUUACUUCAUUUUGUUUUAACAAGGAGCUUAAAAGUCGCUGUAUUAAAAAGUCUUUGAAAUGCUUCUGAGAACAGAAACAAAUGAAAUUUAGAAUAAGAAUGAUUUCCUUAACUUUUCCUGUUUUUGUUUUUUGUUUGGUCUAAAACAUAAUUAAACAUUUGUAAAUAUUUUAAUUUAAUGUAUCUUUGAUACUGUGAAUUUAUCAUUUAAAACUCAUUAUUUUUAUUCAGGGGAAAAAAAGAUUUAGCAAUUUCUUUAUCUUGCUAGCAUGUGAAGUUUGCCAUCUAGUCAUUUAGGAGCAAUCCCUCGCUCCUCAGUAAUAUUUAUUUCAUUUCACAUUAUUUCUGUAUUACAGCAGUUUUCAAAAGCAUCCAAUGUACCACCAAUUCUCAUAUUUUUAUGAUGUAACAUAGCCAUUAUAAUUGAUAUUAACUAAUGCCCAAUACCAUGGUAUAUAAACUUCACAAGAUCAUCGUUUUCACAUUAAACAUGAAAAAAUCAACUUAAGUUUGUUGGAUUACUUAUUUUACAUGAGAGAAUUUAUUUCUUCAGAUUUAGACCUAAAUUCAGUAUGUUUCUGAAUGGCAAUUUUUCACAAGAAACUUUGGUAAAAUUUGUUUUACUAUUCACUAUAGUUGUAAACAUUUGAGGCUUUUUGCGCUGACUUGAUUGUUUUGCUAUGUAAGCACUGGUUUCUUAAAACUGAUUUCCUGCAGCUGAGAUAUUUAGAUGAACUUCAGCCCCCAGUGGCUUUCUUGUUCUGUUCAAGCCUCUUACUUUUCUCUGGCUUAUUUUCAUAAAGUUUUCCUUAGGAAGAGAAACUAGUUACCUAAGUAAACUAAAUAUAGAUUUGAAAUUAUUUUUAAUGUAACUUAAAGAAUUCAAAUACUGGAUGCUUUGUGAUUUACAUAUAGCAAAACUGUUUUUCCCUGGCUAAUUCUGACAGGGUGAACUUUCACUUCUAAAGCCAGUUUAUAGGUUUUGUUUUAAAAUUGGUUUUAUUAUAUAUAAUCCGUACGUGUCAACAAUAAAAGUCAACAACCUGUUACUUAGAGUUUCUUUUAAAGUCUCACUUGGAAGAAGCUGAUUUAAAGUCUAGAUAAAAUUCAAAGUUUUAAAAAUGACUGAAAAGCACAAAUGUUUAAGCAAUAUUUUAAGUCCCUCUUAAAAUACUAAGUAUCUUGCAGUAGUUUUUCAAGCCUAGCUCUUAUUUUAUUGAAUAAUGACAAACAAGUGAUUUGCAAUAACCUUGCUAUUGUAAGGUGAAAGAAUAAUAUUUUUAUGGCUGUAAAGAAUUUGAACAAACUCAUUUAAUCUAACUAUAGUUACCAUUAUAUUCAACAUAAGUUGUUUUAUUGUUCUGAAUUCAGUUUAUAGUUUCUUUGUGCCUUAACCAUUCAUCCUCAUUGAACUACUGUAGUGCAAAUAAGAUUUUCAGUGUUUCAGCUAUAAAGGAAGACUUUAUCACGAAAGGCCUCUAAAAUUUUAAGACAAGAGCUAAACAAAAGAUUAUUCAGUUUCUAAAUAGU
Molecule: messenger RNA, 3541 nt
Organism: Talpa occidentalis (Iberian mole)
Lineage: Eukaryota; Metazoa; Chordata; Mammalia; Eulipotyphla; Talpidae
Gene: SNX10
Product: sorting nexin 10
Exons: 8
Coding region: 216-821 (201 amino acids)
Biological process (GO): intracellular protein transport
Molecular function (GO): phosphatidylinositol binding
Source: RefSeq, a predicted model, not a curated record